Mya arenaria is the source of this 618-nucleotide messenger RNA. RefSeq lists its product as uncharacterized. Bases 130 to 618 code for a protein of 162 amino acids. Lineage: Eukaryota; Metazoa; Mollusca; Bivalvia; Myida; Myidae. The record is from RefSeq and is a predicted model, not a curated record. The transcript has 5 exons.
UUUAAUACCGGAUAUGGAACGUUUAUUACGACAGAGAGAGAAACUAUAUCGAUUCACAAGAAGCGGUGUAUACUUCGGCAUGUUCGGAACCUAUCCAUUGCUAUAUUUAUACUGUCCUUGUUGGGCGUAAUGUUCGGUGUUAUAAUGGCGAGCAGAUCCAGACAGUUCCCCUAUAUGUUGGCACCCCCUGCAGGCCUGGCAAGUGCAGUGCUUGUGUUGAUGGCAAGAAACCAUUUUGGAAGAGAAGCUUCGUCGAAGUUAAACUUUCUAGGAGAAUUUUUCAGCGUGGUCUUUGGAUUUGCUGGGAUCUGUCUGUGGGCUGUUCUUGGAGUUGGUGGAGUUUGGGUUUUAAUAGAUUGCAUCAGACUAAAGCUGGGCCGUGUUUAUGUAAAAGAGGCGUUGACGGCUGGCGACGUCAACGUUAACAUUGUUUUAUCUGCGAUAUCCCUUGCAAUAUCUCUAGUCAUGUGCCUUUUGACCGCACUUUUCGUGAGUCUGUUUCUAUACGGCCACAUGACGUUUGGGAAAAACAGUAACCACAUUUCCAGACAAGGACAACCUGGACUAGACACCAUGGCAGAUGGUCCAAAAAUCGAAUAUGCAGUAAAAGAAGCCUAG